This is a messenger RNA of Cooperia oncophora, 1974 nucleotides long. NCBI's taxonomy places the organism in Eukaryota, Metazoa, Nematoda, Chromadorea, Rhabditida, Trichostrongylidae. The record is from the annotation of a GenBank genome assembly.
AUGAGGUUGACGUUUUUAUUAGGAUUUCUAUUCCUCUAUUCAGUUGGGGUCUUUUCAGAAGAGGAAAAGAAGGAGGUGAAGUACGGAACUAUCAUAGGUAUCGAUCUUGGUACAACUUACUCAUGUGUCGGUGUUUACAAAAAUGGACGAGUUGAAAUCAUCGCUAAUGACCAAGGUAACCGUAUCACCCCAUCCUAUGUAGCAUUUUCGGGCGACUCUGGUGAGCGUUUGAUCGGUGACGCUGCCAAGAAUCAGCUCACCAUCAAUCCCGAAAACACAGUCUUCGAUGCUAAACGGUUAAUUGGUCGUGACUACCAAGAUAAAACCGUUCAGGACGAUAUCAAGCUCUGGCCUUUCAAGGUUGACAACAAGAACAACAAGCCCAUGGUUUCACUCAAAGUCGGCCAAGAAACAAAACAAUUUGCACCGGAAGAGAUUUCUGCAAUGGUUUUGACGAAAAUGAAGGAAAUCGCUGAGUCGUACCUUGGAAAGGAGGUGAAGCACGCCGUCGUUACCGUACCAGCUUACUUCAACGAUGCUCAACGACAAGCGACAAAAGACGCCGGAACAAUCGCUGGAUUGAAUGUUGUCCGAAUUAUCAACGAACCCACUGCCGCCGCUAUCGCUUAUGGUCUUGACAAGAAAGAAGGUGAGCGCAAUAUCCUGGUAUUCGAUCUGGGAGGUGGUACCUUUGAUGUCUCCAUGCUGACGAUCGACAAUGGUGUGUUCGAAGUGUUGGCGACAAAUGGUGACACUCAUCUUGGAGGAGAAGAUUUUGACCAGCGUGUUAUGGAGUAUUUCAUCAAGAUUUACAAGAAGAAAACGGGUAAAGAUAUCCGCAAAGAUAACCGCGCCGUCCAGAAGUUGCGUCGUGAAGUCGAGAAAGCCAAGCGAGCAUUAUCCACGCAGCAUCAAGUGAAAGUUGAAGUGGAGUCGCUCUUUGAUGGUGAAGACUUCUCCGAGUCGCUUACCCGAGCCAAAUUCGAAGAGCUGAACAUGGAUCUCUUCCGUGCUACAUUGAAACCCGUGCAGAAAGUUCUUGAAGACUCAGAUCUGAAGAAGGAGGACGUUCACGAGAUCGUACUCGUCGGUGGUUCCACUCGUAUCCCCAAAGUCCAGCAACUCAUCAAGGACUUCUUCAACGGAAAAGAGCCAUCACGUGGUAUCAACCCGGAUGAAGCCGUCGCCUACGGUGCCGCUGUACAGGCAGGAGUGAUCAGUGGUGAAGAAAAUACUGGCGAUAUUGUACUGCUAGAUGUGAAUCCACUCACUCUCGGUAUCGAAACCGUUGGAGGUGUGAUGACAAAGCUGAUCACGCGUAACACUGUUAUCCCCACCAAGAAGUCUCAGGUGUUCUCCACUGCCGCCGAUAAUCAGCCAACAGUAACCAUUCAGGUGUUCGAAGGUGAACGGCCGAUGACAAAGGAUAACCAUCAGCUUGGCAAAUUCGAUCUGACUAACAUUCCACCAGCUCCUCGAGGUGUGCCACAGAUUGAGGUCACAUUCGAAAUCGAUGUCAACGGUAUUCUUCAUGUAACUGCUGAGGAUAAGGGAACUGGUAACAAGAACAAGAUUACAAUCACCAACGAUCAGAAUCGUCUCAGCCCUGAAGAUAUUGAACGAAUGAUCAACGAUGCUGAGAAGUUCGCUGAAGAUGACAAGAAGGUCAAAGAACAAGUGGAGGCUCGUAACGAAUUGGAAUCGUACGCAUACUCACUGAAGAACCAAAUUGGUGACAAAGAAAAACUUGGUGGAAAGUUAGAUGCAGACGAUAAGAAGACGAUUGAAACAGCUGUAGACGAAGCUAUUAGUUGGCUAGAGAGCAAUCGUGAAGCUUCAGUGGAUGAUCUCAAGGAGCACAAGAAGGAUUUGGAAGGAAAGGUGCAACCAAUCAUCAGCAAGCUCUACAAAGACGCUGGCGGUGGUGGUGGAGAAGGAGAAGCUCCACCCACCGAAGAUAAGGAUGAGCUGUAG